AUGCCAGCAUUUCAGAUCGGGUGGUACAGGUUCGUACCGUUCCUGGGAUACCACCAUGUGUUGAUGAUUCUGAUAGCUGUGGCUAUAAUCCUCCUAUACAUCUUCCUCCUCUCCCUCUACUACCAGCACUACCAGGCCGUGCCCGACACGGCGCAGGUUGACUACAAUGUCAACACCGCCAUCUCCAACAUUGUCGGCAGCGCCCACCUCCAGGCGCGCGUCGGCUACUUUGGCAUCUGCGUCAACCCGGACGGCGGCUCGUGGCUGUGCAGUAAUAACGCUACCGCGCUGGCCAACGAGGUCAGCGUGGAUCAGGACCCUCUGAACCUGAUCUGGCUCGCCAGCCAGUUCAAGGACAUGAUCGUCUUCCCUUACCUGAUCAUCAUUGCCAUCAUCUUCGCCUUCAUCUGCCUGCUCCUGCUCGCCACCUUCCCCGGCUGGCACGAGGAGGAGGACAGCGAGGGCUCCGAGCGCGAGGUCAAGCCGUUCCCCAGCCGGCCCGUCUCGCAGAUCGCGCUGGCAAUCAUCUUCAUCGCCUCCAUCUUCGUCCUGGUCUCGGUCUUGUGGCAGCACACGGCCUCUGUGGCCGCCAGCAUCAUUGCCCAAGACCUAGCCAACGGUUCGGUCAAGUCGGGAGUGGGCACAAGUGCCAUGGUUAUGGGCUGGUUCAGCUUCACCCUGCUGAUCAUCGUCACGAUCGGCCUGCUUGUCAUGAUCCUGAGUAUCCGCGUGCUGAACGAUAUGGCCGGUUAG
Thyridium curvatum is the source of this 753-nucleotide messenger RNA. RefSeq lists its product as uncharacterized. The transcript is spliced from 3 exons. The record is from RefSeq and is a predicted model, not a curated record. The coding region runs from base 1 to 753 and encodes 250 amino acids. Gene Ontology annotation, biological process: conjugation with cellular fusion. Lineage: Eukaryota; Fungi; Ascomycota; Sordariomycetes; Thyridiales; Thyridiaceae. Gene Ontology annotation, cellular component: membrane; mating projection tip.